UUUGUGGUAGUAGUGGUAGUAGUUAUAGUGGUAAUGGUAGAGGAAGUGGUAGUGGUAGUGGUAGUGGUAGCGGUAGUGUUAGUGGUAGUGGUGGUGGUGUUAGUGGUGGUUUUUGUGGUAGUGGUAGUGGUGGUGAUAAUGAUAGUGAUAGUGGUAAUGGUUGCAGUGUUAGUGGUGGGGUUUGUGGUAAUGGAGGUGGUAGUGUUAUUGGUAGUUUUAUAAAGGAUAGUGGUAGUGGUGAGGGUAUUGUUAAUGGUGAUGGCAGUGGUAGUGGUGGUGGUUUUUGUGGUAGUGGCAGUGAUAGUGAUAGCGGUAGUGGUGGUAGUGUUAGUGGUGGGGUUUGUGGUAGUGGUGGUGGUGGUAGUGUUAUAGGUAGUUUUAUAAAGGGUACUGGUUGAGGUAGUGGCAAGGGUAUUGUUAGUGGUGGUGGCAGUGUUUGUGGUGGAGGUAGUGGAAGUUGUAUUGGUAGUUUUAAGAGUAAUAGUAUUGGUGAGGGUGGUGGUAGUGGUAUUGAUAGGGAUGGUGGUAGCGGUAGUGGUAGACGUAAUGGUAGUG
Porites lobata is the source of this 555-nucleotide messenger RNA. The record is from the annotation of a GenBank genome assembly. Lineage: Eukaryota; Metazoa; Cnidaria; Anthozoa; Scleractinia; Poritidae.